UUAAUUUUCAAAGGGGUUCCCUGCUUCCGGCUAAGCUAAGGAUAAAAAUAGGGUAGUGAAGGAGGCCGACGCUUACAUUGAUUCGAUUCUGCGAGAAGGGAGCUUCCGGCUACGGCGAUAGCAGUGUCUUGAAGUCGAAGUCGAAGUCGACAUCCCGCGAGACCGUUGAUUAGGUUCCGAUUUCCAAAGAUAAAUAGGCUGAGAGUUUCCACAAAGCUAUUCCAAGACAUCUGUAGUUCGAGUUAGUCUUUGCUGGUCACUAAUCUUUGUUCAAACUUGGAAAAUUGUUCUGAGAGAGAAUAACAUGUCUGAAGCCGGAAGAGUGCAUCCGGAAUGUCGAAAUGCAUUGAAUCCUUAUCACGAAUGCAGCGAGUUUUGCUUCAAAAUAAUUGCCGAAGCAAAGAAACAAAUGAAACAAACAGAAACAGUGCUAAUGCAACCUGAAGAUUGUAGUCAUCAAGCCCUCUCAGCUGAUGACUCUAAUAGGGAUCAGAAUCCUCUAGUUGGAGAAGAAGUGAUCGAAAAUCCUUGCAAAGAGGUUUCUAACCUUACAGGGAGAGAGAAAAAGCUGUACAAGUUAAGGUUAAAGAUGAAUGAGGCAAGAAAAGCUAAUCAAACUGCCAUGGUGGCCGAGAAAAGAAAAAUGGAAGCACCCGAGGAGUCUAGGGGCAUGUCCAAGCAAAAAUGGGUUCAGGAAAAGAAGAAGAAAAUUGGAAAAUUGCUAGAGUCAAAUGGUUUGGACAUGAGCAAGGCAUACAUGCUAGACACACAAGAAUUUGCAGAGGCAAAGUAUAAGAAGUGGGAAAAGGAGCCUGCUCCAGCUGGUUGGGAUGUUUUUAAUCAGAAAACCUUAUACGAAGCAUACAAGAAGAGAACAAAAAACAUUGAGGUUGACCUUGAAGAGUACAGUAAAAUGAAGGAGGCUGAUCCAGAGUUUUACAGAGAAGCUUCAAGUCUUCAAUAUGGGAAGGCUCCAAAAGUUUCUGACGAUAAGAUUGAGAGAAUGGUGAAGGAGCUGAAGGACAAGGAAGAGAAGCGAAAAGCAUUUAGCAGGAGGAGAAGGUACCAUGAAGAGAAGGAUAUCGACUCCAUUAAUGAUCGCAACGAGCAUUUCAAUAGAAAGAUUGAACGAGCCUUUGGAAAAUACACGCUGGAGAUCAAGAACAACUUAGAAAGGGGAACUGCUUUGCCUGACUGAGGCGGUUACUUCAGGCUCCGACUAUGCGGUGGUCCCCGUGGUGGAUCCAGAAUCGUAUCUCACCCGUGGCACUCGGGGUAUAUACUCGGUUACAUGAGAUCCCUUGAAAUAUUUUGAAUGCUUGAAAUAUUAGUGUUUGUGUACUAGGACUUUUUUUACUGUUAUAAACUCUAUUAUAAUGUAAUAUGUAUUUGGGUUUAUUCGAUCAAUUGAAUCAUUUGUAAAAUUCAUUAGUAUGGAGUAUUAUCUUUACCAUUUUCCUUCUCUAUUUGACUAAUUUGAGUACCAUUUUUGAAGGAAAAAAUUUUGGUGGACCUA
Messenger RNA from Cuscuta campestris, 1516 nucleotides. The record is from the annotation of a GenBank genome assembly. Lineage: Eukaryota; Viridiplantae; Streptophyta; Magnoliopsida; Solanales; Convolvulaceae.